This is a messenger RNA of Ectocarpus siliculosus, 1362 nucleotides long. The record is from the annotation of a GenBank genome assembly. Lineage: Eukaryota; Phaeophyceae; Ectocarpales; Ectocarpaceae.
AUGAUCCGGCGGGCAUUGCUGCAGCAGCAUGCCGAACUUCCCAUUACAGCAAGGCGGGAAGUUCGCCGGGCGCUAGGCACUACAGUUACAUCUGCUGGAGACGAAAAGAGGGGUGCGGCCGGGAGUUCCGGGGAGGCCGGGGAAGACGAUGGAGAGGUGCGGUGGAGAUACCACCGGGGGGUCCCUGACCGUCGCCAGGAGCUGCCGACGUACGUGCGGGAUCUGGGGAAGCCUGUGCUGUUGGACCCGCUCGUGAACAAGGGCACGGCGUUCUUGUGGUCGGAGCGGGAGCGUUUCCAUCUCAGGGGACUCCUGCCCGCCCGCAUGGUCACCAUGGAAGAGCAGACUGCCAAGGUUCUCGAGGAGUACCGGGAAGGGUCGUGGGACAAGGCGGCGCGGGACCCCAACGACGAGAUGGUGCAGGCCGGCCUUACGCCGGACAACAUCCGGAAAUGGGAGUACCUCAAGGGCAUCCAGGGGCAAAACGAAACGUUGUUCUACCGUGUGGUCAUGGACAACUUCGCGGAGAUGGCCUCGGUGGUGUACACCCCAACGGUAGGGUGGGCCUGCCUGAACUUCUCACGCAUGUUCCGUAUCGCGAGGGGUAUGUACUUCUCGGCCAAGGACCGCGGGCACAUGGUUUCCAUCGCCUACAACUGGCCCAGCCACGAGGUGGACGCCAUCGUCGUCACGGACGGUUCGAGGAUACUCGGGCUCGGAGACCUGGGUAUGAACGGCAUGGGCAUCUCCAUCGGAAAGCUAGACCUCUACGUGGCGGCCGCGGGCUUCCACCCGGCCCGCGUGCUCCCCUGCGUCAUCGACGUCGGGACCAACAACAAGAAGCUACGGGCGGACAAGAGCUACCUCGGUCUGAACCAGGAGAGGCUAGAGGGAGACGAGUACCUCCAGGUGGUGGACGAGUUCGUUGCCGCGGUCAAGGCCAGGUGGCCCAAGGCCUUGAUUCAGUUUGAAGACUUCCGCACGGAGUAUGCCAGCAAGCUCCUCGAGCGCUACCGCUACAAGCACCUCUGCUUCAACGACGACAUACAGGGAACCGCUGCCACCGCCCUCGCCGGAAUCUACGCGGGACUGGCGGCCACCGGUCGGUUCGUGGUGUGCGGGGCCGGCAGCGCCGGGAUGGGCGUGGUGCAGUGGCUGUGCAAGGCGAUGGAGAAGCACGGGGCCCCUCCCGACGAGGCGGCAGGAAACUUCUGGAUCCUGGAUGCUGACGGUUUGAUCACAGAGGCGAGGUCUUCGACAGUCGAGAAUGCAACUCGCCGAUUCGCUAGGCCAACGGGAGGGGGGGAGCUAAAAGACGGCUCAAACGUUGAACAGGCAAGUUCAUACGUAGAGAUUACGUAG